Amoebophrya sp. A120 is the source of this 2164-nucleotide messenger RNA. The record is from the annotation of a GenBank genome assembly. NCBI's taxonomy places the organism in Eukaryota, Dinophyceae, Syndiniales, Amoebophryaceae.
GUAAAGGUGCGCAAGCACAUUCUCGCAAGGGCGACCGAUUUUUUUUUUUGCAGAUAGAUCGAAUUUCAGCUUGACGCUUUUGCCAAAAAUGUACACUUUUGUGGCUUCGGAGCCUCUUUAGCGAGGAAAAACAAAAUGACGGCGUAUUUGCUCCGUCUCGUAGUCGCCUCUUGGCAGUGCUGGCAGGUCAGUACUUUUCUGGCCCAUAUCGUGGUCUUUGCUUCCGCCGAGGAAUUUUCCGCGAUGCCAACUCCUGCACUACGUGCAGACUUGUUCAUUAAAAAUCCCGCCCAAGGAGGGGAGCAAACAGCUCAAGGAAAAGCAUUAUUGGCUUUUGAGCAACUGGCCCGACAGUAUGAGCGCGACUAUCCGCGAACGAAUUUGACAAAGGUGUAUGUCGGCACUAGGAAGAACAGCGCGAAUAUUCGCGGUCUGUUUGCCAGGGUGAAGAUCGAAAAGAACGACAUUAUUGCCGUUAUCCCGCAAGAUUUGCUGUUUCCUUGCCCCGCACGGAGCGUGCCGUCCUGCGUUCACGGUUUUGCGGAAACGCUCCUGGCAGCAGACGAGCUACGAAAAAACACACCUGACGCCGCGGGGGAGCAUACGACAGCAGCGGAUGGAGAUACGCUCUCGGUGCUCGGACAUGAAGAGAAGUGCUUCGACAUUGAAGACACCGGUGGCGUCACCUCAACAUCUGCAGUGCCCACUGAAGAUCCCCAGAAGACAAAUGGUACGGCGCAAAUGAAUUCCACGCAACCGCCGGCACUGAUCGCCUCGUCUGCCUGCAAACGUAAAUCAGCUACGAAGCAAGACAAAACCUCGUUUCUGGACUACGCGAACUUUUUACCAUCGCUGGAAGAGUUUCAAGGCCUGUGGCGGCUUCCCGAGUCGAUCCUGAAGAACAUCCAGUCCUUCUCGGUCACUUUUGCGCAGGCGCUCGAUCGACAGAAGAACAUGGCGAGGCAGAAAUACGAAAAGCAAGACGCCUCUUCUUCUGUGGCGGGACCCCGACCGCAUUCGGAGCGGCAAGACAUUCCGAUGCCGGACGACGCACUGUUGCGUACGACGAGAACUGUUUUGCCCCAUUUUCGUAGUAGUUUGUCCGAGUCUUCCGUCUUUGCCUGCCCAUGUACGGCAUGCAACGCCUGAAAUCUGGAGACGUAGGGGCCUACGAAUCAGUAUGGAGCAGCGCAUGUGUGAGGAUGAAUGACUAUGCUGCAAAUUGUCAACCUCUCCGAAAAACUUGUUCCGUAGACCACUUCUGUAUGGCAGACGUCAGCACUUCAUUCUUAGAAGGGCCAAACUUUUCUUUUGCAUACAACGCGCUCACAUCCUCCUAGACCAGCGCGCCAUCCCGAUGUUUUCCGAGCGCAACAAAGUCGCCAUCAUCCCCUUCAUCGACAUGGCCAAUCAUGACCUCCAUCACACCAAUGCGGAGUGGGCGGGUUUCGAGGCGACGAGGAGUAAUCCGAUCGGUGCCGAGGCCGCGCGGGCAACGCAAACCAUAUUGCCUGGGGAGGAGAUACUGUUCAACUACUUUGCACCGAAAACGUUCACUGAGCAGCAGCGAAUCAAGGCGGGACUGCAACUGAGUAGAAAGCUAAUAACGCCGGAAUCCUUCCAAAGCGGCAACUCCGGAUCGCAAAACACCGAGAACGAGUUACUUGCCACGACGUUCAGCUUCUGCGAUCCUGCAUUGACCGGCAAAACCGAUGUAGGAUUGACCAGAAGCCGGUGUGAAGCCUGGCGACAGCGAAUGGAACCGUAUCGGAAAAUGCUGGAGACCCGCUUCUGGCCACAGCUGAAUUUGAUUAAGUGUCUGCAUGCAGAUCUGUGUGCGCAUGCAGAACUCUUUUAGCAGCUGACUUGUUUGUCUGCAGAUUCUGAGAAGACCAGUUUUUCAGUCGAAGCACUGCAGUCCUAGGGAAAAAUUAUAGUGAGCGUGCGCUUUGUUGUUACAAGCGUCGGAUCUUUUGCACUGUAGAAAAAUUCCAAGAUACUUGCAAAACACAAAUAGUAUCAACUCCCCACGUCGAAAAGCGUGUUUAUUUUCCUGCUCCGAAACAAGUGUCUUGCUGAGGACCUCUUUGUGGGCAACGUCAGAAUCUUUCAAAGUUUCCUCGUUGGGGGCCACUGUUUUGCCCUCCGGUUUUUCGUAGAACAC